Messenger RNA from Achroia grisella, 2358 nucleotides. It is a transcript of the gene vn, whose product is annotated as protein vein. The record is from RefSeq and is a predicted model, not a curated record. Lineage: Eukaryota; Metazoa; Arthropoda; Insecta; Lepidoptera; Pyralidae. Gene Ontology annotation, biological process: animal organ development; intracellular signal transduction; nervous system development. The coding region runs from base 667 to 1647 and encodes 326 amino acids. Gene Ontology annotation, molecular function: signaling receptor binding. The transcript is spliced from 5 exons.
UAUUAUUGAGUGAGUACUAAAAUUUAUCGCGUAACUUGUUACGUCCACACUUUCAGAAUUAUACUUAUAAGUAUAACGAAAAACGAUAUAAUAUUAUAAUGAACAUAAAUAAAAAAAUAUUAGAGUGAAAGUAAUGUUUCUAUAAUAAAUUUGAAAUUCCACUAUUAGUAUAAAGAAGCGUGUCUACGACAGAGGUCAAAGCUACGAGCCUACGCGCUACGGACCUCGUAGACGGCGCUACAACAUGAAACUUUUACAUGAAAAAAUUACUACAAUCUCCACUACUCGAACAUACACUCACAUUAUACAUAUAUCACUCCCCGAACGCCUAAAAACGUCGUCACAAGAAAAUCUAUAACGAAAUUAAUUAAUUCAAAGAUUAAUUGAAAGUACACUACGCAAGCUUUAAAAGCAAACACGAUAAGAAAACUUUUCAAUACACCCUUAAUCAGGUGCUAAUCAAACUAAUUACAUGUAACAAGCGCAAAUUAAUCAUCGGACGAGAUAAAUCAGAGACGCGUGCUCUACAGUGUAUCGAGACUAUUUCGGUGUGGGCGGGGCGAAUGAUUCAGUGAGUAGAGGCCACGGCAGUCGCGCGCCGGCCGCCGACGGGGUAACGACGCUUUCGUGAGCAGAGCGGAAACGAAUCGCUGCGGCGAUGGCGCGAUGAAGACGAGCGGGCGCGCGGCGAUUUGCUGGGCCCUGCUGUGCCUCGCCGCCAGCGCUGCAGCUGCGCCCCGCCGCCUCUACUGCGAGCGCUCCGACGUGGCCUGGCGAGCCUACCGCGCGCCGGCGGCCUUCGUGGCGCGCGUGCAGUCCCUCGCCAGAGACAGCGCCACCGUCAGAGUCAAGAGGGUGUUCCGCAGCCAGGGCCACUGGCCCCAGGAGGACGCCGUCAUCAGCCUCAAGCUGCCGCGGCAGGGCCCCCGCGAGUGCACGGGACGACAUGAAGUGCGGUUGACGAUCCGACGUAAAUAUAUCGUGUUCGCGGAGAGGCGGGAUCACGCGGCAGUCGCGUUGGGACCGCCGCUGAACAAUACUCCGACGCUGCGACGCAGGGUCGAAGCGGUCUACAAGCGUGGUUACAGUAGUCCAGCAAAAGUGGGACCAAUGCGGUUGGUGUGGAGGACACAGGGCUCUGAGGUGGAGCUGGAGUGCAAGGCAAGCGCUCGACCACCGCCGCGCAUAACGUGGUACAAGGAUGGGAAACCAGUCACCGAUAUUGCAUUAAGAAGACUCCGGGUGCAAAAUUUCAGGAGGCGCUCGGUAUUAGUAAUAAAGCACGCCAGGCGUAAAGACUCAGCGACAUAUGAGUGCAGAGCGCAGGGUGCAGUGGGCCCGCCGGCCAUCGCGACUGCGAACGUCAGUGUCCUACCAGUCGGGGCGGUCAUCACCACAACCACCACCACACCACAACCUGACACAACGCCGUCGGGACCGCCCUGUCCGACGGCCAACCCUGCGUAUCCCUACUGCCUCAACGGAGGAACGUGUUUCUUUAUUGGAGCACUUAAAGAGCAGUUUUGCAAAUGUCCAGAGGGCUUCGUGGGGCAGCGCUGUGAGAAUAAGCAAGUACCAAAUAGCAGUAAUAGGUAUCACUAUUUGUACUUAUGCAAACUGGGGCUUUCCAUGUCGUACUACUGUUAAUCACCAACACCCCACCGCGCCAUUUUAAAAUUACGGCACGCUCUUACGGGGCUCUGUGGACUGCAUUUUAUGUUUUUUUUUAUAUAAUUAUCGUGUAAAUAAAUAGAUAUAGUUAACAAAUUAAGUAGAACAGUUUGAAGUUGUGUUGAAGCAUGAUUGUAAGUUGCGAAUUGAGUGUAUUGUUAUAAUGGGUAUAAAGAUCAGCUGUUUUUUUUAUCUAGUGAUUUAAAGAAUCUCGUAUAUCUCACAGCCAUUGAGAAGACACGACGGUUCUGUAUAUUGUUUUUUCAUGAUUUAACUUUUUUUUAAUUUGACUUUUUCAUUUCUUUUUUUUUAUUGUGAAUAAAGCUGGCCAGUGAGAUUUUUAAUUUUAGUCGUCUUAAUUAUUCGUAUAUAUUGUAACUGAUGUUUUAAUUAUUUUAUCUAAUUAUAUAUAUAUAUAAUAACAGAACUGAAUUGCACACGAUAUUUAAUUAUAUAACGAAUUGUCAAAACUAAAAUCAUUAUCUAGAAAAAAAUGUUUCUACUAUUCAUUUAGCUAUUAUAUUUCAAUAAUUUUUCUUUUUUAAUUGAAUAAUUAAAAAUAAAUCAUAUUGAAAUAUUUUUUAUUGAAUUUUUUUUAAUUCAAUAUUAAAAUAUAGUAGCUAACACUAUUUCAUAUACAAUUUCUACAUAAAAUUAGUUAUGAAGUUGCAAGUCGAGGGAACAAGU